AUGGACCGAGCCUUUGCAGGAACCAGAUGCUCCAAAACCAAAUUACUUAUAAGCAAGAAUUUAAAAGUCUUCAAAGAUAUCGAUGCAAAUGACAAAGAUAACCUAUUUCUUGUCUCUGAAUAUGUAAACGAUAUCUAUGACUAUCUUUACCAGUUAGAGGAGCAGCAACCCAUCUUCAAGAAUCAUCUGUCAGGUCAAAAGGAAGUUUCACCCAAAAUGAGAGCGGUGUUAAUAGAUUGGCUUAAUGAAGUCCACUUGCAAUUUGAGCUGAUUCCAGAGACCUUUCAGCUGGCUGUGGCUAUCAUUGAUCGUUACCUUCAAGUGAUCAAGGACACUAAACGCACCCAUUUCCAGUUGCUUGGAAUUACAGCCCUUUUUAUAGCCACCAAAUAUGAAGUGCAGUUACCAUCUGCAAUCGAAGAUUUUGUUUCAAUCACCGAUAAAAUCUACACAGCUCGCCAGAUUUGUCAAAUGGAGCUGCAGAUCCUUAAGGCCAUCGAUUAUAGCUUGUCGCGUCCUUUGCCAAUUCAAUUUUUGCGUCGGUAUUCGAAAGCUGCCGAGGCAAAGGACAAACAUCAUUCCAUGGCCAAGUAUUUUAUUGAACUGGCUGCCUUGGAUUAUGAUCUCUGUAGCUACAAACCCUCGGAGAUUGCCGCAGCCUCGCUGUUUUUGUCCCUGAAUUUACUAAAUGGAAACUAUCGGAAUAGAGAGGGGUUUAAGGAUCACCACUGGUCGGAUACAUUGUCCUUUUAUUCGCGAUAUUCGGCCAUCCAUUUGCGACCGAUCUCUGGGAAAAUUGCAAUGCUGGCUCGGGAUGCACCAAAGGCCAAGCUCAUGGCUGUUUUUAACAAAUACAAGGAUAAUAAUUUCCAAAAGAUUGCGCUGCGACCAGAGCUGAGAAGCCAUUUGAUGACUCUAUGAUUGAUAAAGUCUGAGGA
Messenger RNA from Drosophila serrata, 938 nucleotides. Its product is annotated as G2/mitotic-specific cyclin-B pseudogene. The record is from RefSeq and is a predicted model, not a curated record. NCBI's taxonomy places the organism in Eukaryota, Metazoa, Arthropoda, Insecta, Diptera, Drosophilidae.